Messenger RNA from Lactuca sativa (garden lettuce), 2372 nucleotides. RefSeq lists its product as uncharacterized. The record is from RefSeq and is a predicted model, not a curated record. Gene Ontology annotation, molecular function: protein binding. NCBI's taxonomy places the organism in Eukaryota, Viridiplantae, Streptophyta, Magnoliopsida, Asterales, Asteraceae.
CUAAUUGUGCAUAGAUACAUGAGUUUCUUUGUCUUGAACUCUUCCAUACCUACUUACCAAAAUACGUACAGAUUUGUAGAAAUUUGCUAGCUAGCCUUUUGAUUUUAGGUGCCCAAGAUGAAGGCCGCAAGCCCACAUGUAGAUUCAAAUGAGAGUGACGUGCAGGAAAUGAACCCGGAAAGCACACCACCCAUGGGUUCAAUAGAGGAUAUAAAUCCUAUCAGGCAGCAGGAAUCGGAAACAAAACCCUCGGCGAGUUCAUAUGUUUCUCAAUCAUCAUUCCAUCAGAAACUCCCAUGUGGAGAUCUAGUUGGAAAUAGAGAGCAGUACAUCAGAAUUUGCGCUCCUCUCUAUAAUGCAGCAAGCAUUGGUGAUUGGGAAGCUGCCCAAGUCAUUUUUGGGAAACAUAAAGAUCUAAUUCUGGUCGAGUAUGCUAUCACUGAAAAUUAUGAAACUGCACUUCACAUUGCAGCAUCUGCAAAAAACAGCAAGUCGGUGGAUAAGUUUGUACAAAAUCUAGUGACUAUGAUGACAGAGAAACAGUUAGAACUUACGAAUAAAAAUGACAACACUGCACUGUGUUUAGCAGCAGCAGCUGGAAAUGUCAAAAUUGUUAGGACUUUGUUGGAGAAGAAUCCGGCCCUGGUGGAUAUCCCUGGUAGUAAUGGAAUGAUGCCACUCUACAUGGCUUCUUUAUUUGGACGAAGUAAGAUGGUUAAUUAUCUGUAUGAUAAAUCUGGGCAGAUGUCUGGAAAUAGAUGGAAGGAUCAGAAUCGCAGUUGGGUUCUCCAGAAAUGUGUGGAAGCUGAUCACUUUGACGUUGCGAUAAAAAUAGUGACAUACUGGCCACAACUUGCUACAAGUGGGAUUGUACUCAGAGUUUUGGCUCGGAAGACGGAUGCAUUUAAAGGAACAAAACCUCAUUUUAUCCGGAGAAUCUUAUAUCCAAUUUUGGCACUCAUUCACGUGAAGAUUGGGUCUUCUGAUCAAAAGCCAACAGACGCCAUGAAAUUACUAAGAAUCAUGUGGGCAGAGAUUAUGAAAUUACCGGAUCGUGAAAUUAGUUCCAUCAUGAGAGGGCCAGCUGACUAUCCAUCCACUAGUGGAAAGGAUAAGGAAGAUGUCCAGCAGCUGAUAGCGAAGCUGCCAGAUAGACUUUAUAAACUACUAAGAGAAGAGGAAUCUUACCAAAAAGGAAAAAAACUACCAAGAGGGCUUGACAAUAAAGAGCUAAAAGAUCAACCGAUGAAGUUCUCUUCCCGCAUACUAUUUGUUGCUGCGGAGAUGGGGAACACUGAAUUUCUGAUUGAGCUGAUUCGCCAAUAUCCAGACUUAAUAUGGAAGAUGAAUGAUAAUCGCCAAACUAUAUUUCAUGUUGCUGUAAUACACCGUCAUGAGGGCAUCUACAAUCUUUUGCAUGAGAUUGGGUCAAUGAAGGAUAUGAUAACACCUAUGAAGGACGAUGAAGGGAAUACUAUGUUGCAUUUAGUUGGCAAGUGUCCAAAGAAUAAUCACAACCAAAAUGACUCUGGAGUCGGUCUACAAAUGCAACGUGAAUUGUUGUGGUUCAAGGAAGUAGAAGCUCUGCUCCCUCCUUCAUACAGAGAAAGGAAGAACAACAAUGGUCAAACACCACAUGAAUUGUUCAUGGAGGAGCACAAAGAACUACUCUCUGCAAAUGAAAAGUGGAUGAAAGACACAGCAAAUCAGUGCUUGGUGGUUGGAGCCCUCAUAGCUUCCAUUGCUUUUGCAGCAGCUUUUGGAGUUCCAGGUGGAUAUGAUCAGAACACUGGUAUUCCCAUGUUCGUUCAUAAUCAAUCUUUCAUAGCCUUUGCCAUAUCAGAUGCCAUCUCUUUGACAUUCUCUUCCAUUUCGAUCCUCAUAUUCUUAUCUAUUUACUUAUCUCGCUACGCUGAACUUGAUUUUAUGGAAGUAUUACCCCAAAAACUCAUGACAGGUCUAGUUACACUUUUUUUCUCAAUCGCAGCGAUGCUGGUUGGUUUUAGUGUCAGUUUCUUCGUUGUUUUUCAGGACAAGUUAAUUUGGGUACCAAUCAUUAUCGCCCUUUGGAUUUCCAUACCAGUCAUCUUAUAUGUCAGGCUUCAGUAUAAUCUUUUAUGGGAUGCUUUUUACUCAAUAUAUGGUUUUAAACUUAUCUUCAAGCCAAAAAACCCUAGGCUUUUCUAUCGAAGUCCAAGCUUCUGAUCACUUGUACGUUGUUUUGAAGGAAAAUGUUUCAUUUGAAGAUGUGGAAGCUAUAAUGCUUUCUAUCAAUUUGGAAGAAGUUGAUGUGUGGAUGUUUAUGUACUUUUUGAAUCCAGAUGUAUUUUGUAUGCAAGUAAUUAAGCACCUAUUACUUUUGUUGUCAUGAA